Chenopodium quinoa (quinoa) is the source of this 1695-nucleotide messenger RNA. Its product is annotated as protein FAR1-RELATED SEQUENCE 5-like. The transcript has 4 exons. Lineage: Eukaryota; Viridiplantae; Streptophyta; Magnoliopsida; Caryophyllales; Amaranthaceae. Gene Ontology annotation, biological process: regulation of DNA-templated transcription. The record is from RefSeq and is a predicted model, not a curated record. Bases 1 to 1695 code for a protein of 564 amino acids.
AUGGUUGAUGAAGAGGAUGUAAAUGUAAAAACAAGAAAGCCAAGACAAGUAUCCAUUACAAGAUCAAAUUGCAAGGCAUGCAUAAGAGAAAAAGUGAAUAAAGAAGGACAGUUUGAGGUGGUGGCUCAUGUUAUUCAGCAUAACCACGAGCUAACAAAGCCACAGUGGUAUUAUUUGCAUCGUUCUGAAAGAAAAAUGACAGAGGAAAAAGUUGUAACAAUCAAAACAAUGAAAUCUUCAGGUCUAACUACAAUGGACACUUACAAUUACAUGGCUACAGAGGCUGGAGGAGAACAGAAUAUAGGCCAUAGUGUUGUAGAUCACCUGAAUUUCUGCUCAAGGUUAAGAAUGGAACAAAUUGAGGCUGGAGAUGCUCAAACUUUAGUGAACAUUUUAAGUCAGGAAAAAUCAGAGGAUCCAAACUUCUUUUUUAGAGUGAAGUUUGACAAAGAAGGAAGAAUUUGCAAUAUCUUUUGGAGAGAUUCAAUGAUGCUAGAAGACUAUAGGAUAUAUGGAGAUGUUCUUGUCUUUGAUACAACAUACAGAACCAACAGAUAUAAUCUUAUAUGUGCUCCAUUUGUUGGCAUAAAUAACCACUGGCAUAAUUGUAUGUUUGCUUGUGCUUUUAUUGGGGAUGAAACGACAGAUUCAUUUGUGUGGUUACUACAAACCUUCUUCAAAGCUAUGGAGGAUAGAAAACCAACUUCAAUAUUCACUGACCAGGACCAAGAAAUGGCAAAUGCUAUACUAGAGGUGAUUCCUAAUACAAGACAUAGACUUUGUAUAUGGCAUUUGGAGCAAAAUGCCAUAACCAGAUUUGGAGCUCUCAAAAAAGACAAAGAAUUCAAAUUUGCAUUCAACCAGUGCUUAAAGAUGUGUGUGACAGAACAAGAAUUCGAAGCAAAGUGGCAAGCAAUGUUGCAAAAAUAUGAGUUGACAAAACACUCUUGGUACAAAAGAGUGUAUGAGUUGAAAGACAAAUGGUGUCCUGCCCUUUGUAGAGAUUUCUUUUCAGCAGGGAUCUUAUCGUCACAAAGUAGUGAAAGCACUAAUCAUGCCAUAGGAUUCAGAGCAAGUAAAGCAACUACUUUGACAGAAUUUUAUACCAUAUUUAAGAAGACAACUAAUCGUUGGAGAAGCACAGAGAAAUAUGAUGAGUUUACCUUUAGCAAGUCAAUAGCAUUCACUUCAUUGCCUCUAUCUGGAAUGCUAAAGCAUGCCGCACAGGUUUUCACUUUAUCACUUUUUAGAAAUUUUGAAGAGGAGUUUGGAUACUUUAUGGCAACAACUUUUCAGAUGUUAGGCAGUAAUGAAGAAUGCCUACUUUAUCAAGUAACACUAGAAGACAAGCCAUGGUCUGCACAUCAAACUAAGUUUGCAAAAACAGAGGCAUGGGAUAGGUUGAAGAAUCAGGAUCCUAAACAGCAAUAUAUUCCAUGGAGGCAAACAAUGAUGAGGAAAUACUACAAUCUAAUCUUAAAAAGUCAAGAAAAUGAAGAGACAAGAGCAUUUAUGGAAGAAAGCUUCAGAAACAGUCUUAAAAUGGUGGAAGACUUACUUGCUAGUGCUGCUCAGAAAGAAAGUGCAGAAGCUGCUUCUAACAUUCCUGAUGUGGCAGACAACACUCAAAGCAAUACUGACGCUUCUUCAGCAUCGAGUACAAGCACAUGUGUACCAAUAAUUCUUGAUCCGUAA